AUGAUUGGCAGCUAUAAAUUGGUUAUCAAGUUACAAACUGUUCCUGGAGGAGUUCUCUGUAUUUCGUUUGUUGUAUGGCUGACUUCCAUUCUUGGCCUUCUUCAAAUCUAUCAUGACAGUGAUAGACUUAACUUCAACUGCGAUCCCAAACCCAGUGAUUUUAUCAGGCAACUUUGCUACAACAACUAUAUUUCUGCAAUAACCAAGCCUCAUGGGUUAAUACCUCGGGAUGUUGUUGGCAUAACACUCUUAAUUGUGUGUGGAGUCUACAUCAUCUUUGCAAUUUAUGGCGAUGUGACCCUUCGAAAAAGACCAGGAUACAGGAACGAAAACACAAAUACAUUUCUUUGCAUCUACUUCAUCCAAGUAGGCUUUCGAAUGUUGUUCCUGGUUUUUAUGUCAAGGCUGGUCUACAGUUACGAGAAAAUUGUUUUGCCAGACUUUUUCGAAUGUGAUGUUUAUCAGACCAACAGUCAAACCACGCCAAGUCCACUCAACCAAACAAAAAUAACAUUGACAUGUCAUGAUCUUCAUCACGAGGAGAAAUCAAAGAUAAAUAAAGCUUUUAUAGUUGGCAAUGUCUUAUGUAUGGUGUGUAGCAUAUUUGAAGUCCUGCACUUGUGGUGUAAAAGGGAAACAUGUCUGCAGUAUUUGAUUGGAGACCUUGAAGGCUUUAGGGCUGAUGACUCACCGCAAAGUAAGUAAAUACUGUAAAGUAGAACUGCUAGCAAUUACCAAAGCCAAAACACUGGUGCAGAAUUGUUAGUCAGCGAAAUAAUUAUUUCAAUAAAAAGAAGUUUGGCAUGAACAUGUAGAAGACAACCCACAAAAAUUUAUAUGGGGGAGGGGAAAGGAGUGCUGUUUGUUAGUAGAUUACACUUCAUAAUUCUAAAGAGAGUCUCAUCGGUACUGUUUGGUUCACAUGAUCAAAUUCAUUACUGAAAUCAGAAAUGUGGGGUCUGAUCUUUUAUUGCUAAGAGGGUCACAAUUAUGCACCCAAAAAAUUUACUUGUUUCUUUAAUACUGGUUCGACUCUCCACUAACUUUCCGUAUACCAUAAUUGACACCUUUUUACUCACUCGUGGGUGACGGGUUUUGGUGGUCACUUAAUUUUGGGGCGGGAACGAAUCAACCAUUGAGUUGGGUCAGAACAGCUCAAACUGGGAAUUACGGUCAAGUCGCCGAUUGAACUCGCCAACGCCAACUCGCCGACGUAUAAAAUCGAGUAGAAACGUCUGCGAGUUGGUCUU
Pocillopora verrucosa is the source of this 1250-nucleotide messenger RNA. The record is from RefSeq and is a predicted model, not a curated record. Lineage: Eukaryota; Metazoa; Cnidaria; Anthozoa; Scleractinia; Pocilloporidae.